CUGCACUCUACUCUUGUUUCGGAAUUAUUAUUGUGCCAAAAUCCGUGACUAUAAAAUCCUGUAGCUGUCUUCCAAGGAGCCGAGGCAAUGAAGGCGUUAGUGCUCACCCUCCUCUUCCUCCUCAUUGCGGCCAGUGAAGCCAAACGAUAUUCCAAAUGUGAACUGGCUUCAUUUCUGAAAGGAAGUGGCGUGGAUGGAUAUUAUGGCUACAGUUUGGGCAACUGGAUCUGUAUGGCUUCUUAUGAGAGCAGUUUUGACACUGGAGCUGUGAGUAGGCUAAAUGACAAUGGCAGUCGCGACUAUGGGAUUUUCCAGAUAAACAGCCGCUAUUGGUGCAAUGAUAACCAGGGCCAUACUGCUAAUGGCUGCAACAAACCUUGCAGUGUAGCUGCACUGGAGAAAUCAGACAUCGUCCUCCAAGAAGCCACAGCAAUGAAGGCAUUAGUGCUCACCUUCCUCUUCCUCCUCGUUGCAGCCAGUGAAGCCAAACGAUAUACCAGAUGUGACCUGGCUUCAGUUCUGAAACAAAAUGGCAUGGAUGGAUAUGAGGGUGUCAGCUUGGGAGACUGGAUCUGUAUGGCUUCUUCUGAAAGCAGUUUUGACACCGGAGCUGUGAGUAGGCUAAAUGACAAUGGCAGUCGCGACUAUGGGCUUUUCCAGAUAAACAGCCGCUAUUGGUGCAAUGAUAACCAGGGCCGUACAGCUAAUGGCUGCAAUAAACCUUGCAGUGAUUUCAUAGAUGAUGACAUCACAGAUGAUAUUACUUGUGUUAAGAGAGUUGUGCGUGAUCCCAAUGGGAUGAAUGCCUGGUAUGGCUGGAAAAGCAAAUGCCAAGGAAGAGAUCUGUCAGAAUGGACUCGGGACUGCAAGCUCUGAGACUGAUGAUCCUGCAUUUCUCUUCCUCCUCCUACGACAAAAAUGAUGCUAUUUCUUAUAUAACCAAUUAUGACUGGAUAUAUUGAUUCUAUACUUGUAUUCCACAUGUUGGGAUGAAUGGAUUUCUUUGCAUAGAUAUGAUGAUUUUAAAAAGGGUUUUGGGUAGAAAGAGGAAAAGAGUUUGCUUUUUAAAAUCUUCAG
Messenger RNA from Ahaetulla prasina, 1077 nucleotides. Its product is annotated as lysozyme C-2-like. Bases 88 to 876 code for a protein of 262 amino acids. Gene Ontology annotation, molecular function: lysozyme activity. The record is from RefSeq and is a predicted model, not a curated record. NCBI's taxonomy places the organism in Eukaryota, Metazoa, Chordata, Lepidosauria, Squamata, Colubridae. The transcript has 7 exons.